Messenger RNA from Larimichthys crocea (large yellow croaker), 6023 nucleotides. It is a transcript of the gene lamb1a, whose product is annotated as laminin, beta 1a. The record is from RefSeq and is a predicted model, not a curated record. The transcript has 33 exons. Gene Ontology annotation, biological process: animal organ morphogenesis; tissue development. The coding region runs from base 198 to 5582 and encodes 1794 amino acids. Lineage: Eukaryota; Metazoa; Chordata; Actinopteri; Sciaenidae.
GAGCUCUGGGGAGGUCUGCAGGGUUGGGGGUCUGGAAGUGUCUUCAGAAGGUUCAGAAGGUCUAAAGGGUGUUGGUCUGUUGGUUUCCCUCGGUUUCCAGACUCUGGAGGGUUCUGUCGGUCUGAGUCGGUUCUGUUGGAUUUCAGCAGUUUUUCUGCUCGUCUUUGCAUCAAAGGAUCCAAGUCCAGAUCAGAAGCAUGUUGGAGCUCCAGCUCGCGGUGCUGCUUGCUCUGCAGGUAUUUACCUGUGCUCAGGAGGGCGGGGUCAAGGAUGAUGUCAGCCUCCCAGAGUUCAGUGACGUCUGCACAGAGGGCAGCUGUUACCCAGCAACAGGAGACCUUCUGAUCGGCCGAGCACACCAACUAUCUUCCACCUCCACCUGUGGGCUGAACCGACCUGAACCGUUCUGCAUCGUGAGCCACCUGCAGGAGGAGAAGAAGUGUUUUGUAUGUGACUCAGUGGAUCCGUAUGAUGACCUAAUGGAUCAGAUGAGCGGCCAUCGCAUCGAGAAUGUCGUCACAACGUUCGCUCCAAACAGAUUGAAGACCUGGUGGCAGUCUGAGAAUGGUUUGGAAAAUGUCACCAUCCAGCUUAAUCUGGAGGCCGAGUUUCACUUCACACACCUCAUUAUGACCUUCAAGACAUUUCGACCUGCUGCCAUGGUUAUUGAGCGGUCAGCUGACUUCGGAAAGACAUGGCAGGUUUACCGUUACUUCGCCUAUGACUGCGAGACGUCUUUCCCGUCUGUUUCUCAAGGUCCAAUGCAGAAGGUCGAUGAUGUCAUCUGUGACUCACGUUACUCCGACAUCGAGCCAUCCACUGAAGGAGAGGUGAUCUUCAGAGUUCUGGACCCGGCAUUCAGGAUUGAUGAUCCCUACAGCCCCAGAAUCCAAAACAUGUUGAAGAUCACCAACCUGCGGGUUAAGUUCACCAAAUUACACACGCUUGGAGACAACCUGCUGGACUCUCGUAUGGAGAUUAAAGAGAAGUACUACUAUGCCGUCUACGACAUGGUGGUCCGAGGAAACUGCUUCUGCUAUGGACACGCCUCUGAGUGCGCCCCCAUCCAGGGAACAGGGCCGGCCAGAGAGGGCAUGGUUCACGGUCACUGCAUGUGUAACCACAACACCAAAGGUCUGAACUGUGAACGGUGUCAGGAUUUCCACCACGACCUGCCCUGGAGACCAGCUGAAGGACGCAACACUAAUGCCUGCAAGAAGUGUAACUGUAACCAGCACUCAGACUCCUGUCACUUCGACAUGGCCGUGUUUGUGGCUUCAGGAAACAUCAGUGGAGGAGUUUGUGACAGCUGUCAGCACAACACGGCCGGGCACAACUGUGAACAGUGCCAACCAUUUUACUACCAGCAUCCAGAGAGAGACGUCAGAGACCCCAGCAUCUGCCAACCCUGUAACUGUGACCCUCUGGGAUCUCUGAAUGGAGGAAUCUGUGACGGGAUGACAGAUGUUCGAGCCGGGCUGAUUGCUGGUCAGUGUCGCUGUAAGGUGAACGUGGAGGGAGAGCACUGUGAGCGCUGCAAAGAGGCACAUUACGGGCUGAGCAACGAGCCAGAAGGAUGCCGGGUGUGUACCUGCAGCCCUGUCGGGACACUUCCUGGAGGAAAUCCCUGCAACAGUGAAACAGGAAGUUGCUUCUGUAAACGUCUGGUGACUGGACGAGACUGCGACCAGUGUGUGUCUGAACACUGGGGUCUCAGUAAUGAUAUGGACGGCUGCAGACCAUGUGACUGUAAUCUGGGAGGAGCUAUCAACAACCAGUGUGAUCAGGUGAGCGGUCAGUGUGCCUGCAGAGAUCAUAUGUUCGGACGUCAGUGUGAUCAAGUCGAGUCUGGAUUCUACUUCAUUGCUCUGGAUCAUUAUACGUACGAGGCAGAGGACGCCAAGUUUGGACCUGGGGUGACAGUCAUUCCAAGGCCACACCCCCUGGACCGCAGUCCCACCUGGACAGGUAUUGGCCUGGUUAAUGUCCCAGAGGGGGCCUUCCUGGAGUUCUCUGUGGACAACAUCCCCCACUCCAUGGAGUACGACAUCCUCAUCCGCUACGAACCUCAGCUGCCGGACCAAUGGGAGGAGGUUCUGAUGACAGUGAUGAGACCGGGACCAAUCAGAGCAGACAGUCGCUGCGUCAACACAGUGCCUGACGAUGACAACCAGAUGAUCUCACUUCACCCCGGCUCACGCUACGUGGUUCUUCCCAGGCCGGUUUGUUUUGAAUUUGGUCUGAACUACACAGUCCGACUGAGUCUGCCGCUGUACUCAGCCCUCAGCGACGUCCAGUCUCCGUAUACACUCAUCGACUCUAUCGUGUUGAUGCCACACUGUAAGAACCUGGAGAUCUUCACAGCUUCAGAGGGGGGCGACUCCAUUGGGAACAGUGGCUGGGAAACUUUCCAGCGUUAUCGUUGUCUGGAGAACAGCCAGAGCGUCACCAAGUCACAGAUGACUGACAUCUGCAAGAACUUCAUCUUCAGUAUCUCUGCCAUGUUGCACCAGGGAGCCAAAGAAUGCCAGUGUGACCCUCAGGGCUCCCUCAGUACUGUGUGUGACCCCAACGGGGGUCAAUGUCAGUGUCGCCCCAACGUGGUCGGCAGGAACUGUGAUGGAUGUGCUCCGGCCACGUUCCAGUUUGGACCCAAUGGCUGCAGAGCGUGUGAGUGCGACCCUCAGGGUUCCCAGAGUUCCUUCUGCAAUCAGCUGACCGGUCAGUGUAAUUGUGUUUCUGGAACAUAUGGUCGGCAGUGUGAUCGCUGUCUGCCAGGUUACUGGGGCUUCCCCAACUGCCGACCCUGCGUCUGCAAUGGACACGCUGAUGACUGCGACCCCAACACUGGACGCUGCAUUGACUGCAGGGAUCACAGCACCGGACACACCUGUGACAGGUGUCUGGAAGGUUACUAUGGUGAUCCAGUGCUUGGGUCAGGAGAUCACUGUCGUCCUUGCAUGUGUCCGGAUGGCCCCAGCAGCCUGCGGCAGUUCGCUGGAAGUUGUUACCGUGGCGAUGACUCCCAGCAGGCCAUCUGUGUCUGCAACAGUGGAUACAGAGGUAGUCGCUGUGAUGAGUGCUCACCUGGUUAUUAUGGUAACCCCAGCGAGGUGGGCGGGCAGUGUCAGCCCUGUCAGUGCAACAACAACAUUGACAAAUUGGACCCAGAAUCCUGCGAUGCCCGAACCGGCGAGUGUCUCCGGUGCCUUUACCACAGUGAGGGCACCGCCUGCCAGAGCUGCAAGCUGGGUUACUAUGGCAAUGCCAUGCUACAGGACUGCAGGAAGUGUGUUUGUAACCAGCUGGGCAGUGAGCCCCCCAGCUGUCCAUCAUCUAGUGACUGUCACUGCGACCGCAGCACCGGUCAGUGUCACUGCCUCCCGAACGUAAUCGGUCAACACUGCGACCGCUGUGCGCCCAACACCUGGAACAUGGCGAGCGGCAGUGGCUGUCAGACCUGCGACUGCGACCCGAAACACUCAUAUGGGACAUCCUGCAAUGAGAUCAGUGGUCAGUGUUCCUGUCAGCCUGGCUUUGGAGGAAGAACAUGCAGCGAGUGUAGAGAGCUGUUCUGGGGAGACCCAGAAGUUGAAUGUCACGCAUGUGACUGCGACCCUCGCGGUAUCUCCGAGCAGCAGUGCAACAAAGGCAGCGGUCACUGUAUCUGCGUGGACGGUGUUUCUGGUCCACGCUGUGACGUAUGCGCCCGUGGGUUCUCCGGGACCUUCCCCGACUGCCACCGCUGCCACCAGUGCUUCGCAGAGUGGGACCACGCCAUUGGUCAGCUGACCAAUCAGACACAUCGCCUUGUCAACAAGGUCAACGCUGUCAAAGCCAGCGGAAUCAGCGGACCAUACAGGAAGUCCAUCGAAAGCAUGGAGAAGAGUGUCGCUGACAUCCGGGUCAUGCUGAACCAAAACCUGGCCUCACAACCGCUGACUGAGAUCCAGGAGCUGCUCCAACAAGCCAGUGACCUGAUGGGGGCCCUGAGCCAGAUGUUGAACCACACUGAACAGACUCUAGCCCAGAUAGAGGACUUGGACUCGGCUGCACAAACUAAACUCGACUUUGUGACGUCGGAUGCUCAGAAACUGGAGCGGACGGUUCGGGAGCUCCUGGAUCAGGUCGAGUUCAUCAAGAACUCUGACAUCAGAGGGGCGACCGACAGCGUCACUAAGUACUUCCUGCAGUCUCAGGCAGCUGAAGCUCGAGCUAAUGCCUCCACCAUCGAGCCCGGCAGUGCCGUGGAAAUCGCUGCUGCUCUACGGCUACUCACAGAAGACAAACUGAACCGAACCACAGAUGAGUACCUGAGGAGACACACUGAGCAUGCUCAGAGGCUGGACGACCUGGCAGGAGAGCUGCAGACUCUGGACCUAUCAGAGAUAAGCCACAAGACCUGUGGCAGUCCGUCAUCAGGUCAGGACUCGUGUUUGUCCUCUUCCUGUGGAGGUCUGGGCUGUGUGGACUCUGAAGGUCAGACCAGGUGUGGAGGUGAAGGAUGUGACGGCAUCGUGACAGCUGCCAGCAGUGCCUGGAGGAAGGCCCGAGAUUCUGAACAGGAAAUUGUAAGCGCCAUGGAGGAAGUGGAGAAACUCUCCAAGAUGGUGUCAGAUGCCAAACUGAAAGCAGAUGAGGCAAAGCUGAGCGCUCAGGAUGUCCUGAUGAAGACCAACAGAACCAAACAGAAAGUGGACCAGAGCAACGAGGAGCUGAGGAGCCUCAUCCGACAGAUCCGAGACUUCCUCACUCAGGACGCUGCAGACCUGGAGAGUGUCGAGCUUGUUGCUAAUGAGGUUCUGGCCAUGCAGAUGCCGACCACGCCAGCUCAGCUGCAGAACCUGACCGACGAGAUCCGACAGAAGGUAGGCGAACUGGGACACGUGGAAGCCAUUCUGCAGCAGAGCUCUGAUGACAUCCAGAGAGCCGAGGCCCUGCUGGACCAGGCCCGCCAAGCCAGUGGCGAGGCAGCAAAUGUGAAGCACUCUGCAGAGACAGUGAAGCAAGCUCUGAAAGAAGCUCAGAGGGCUCAGACCGCUGCCAGCAGCGCCAUCCAGCAAGCUGCCGCCGACAUCCGGAACACCAACAUCCUGCUGUCCUCAGUAGAGUCAGAGACGGCAGAUGCAGAGUUGAAGCUAAAUAACGCCACCCAGAGGCUGCAGCGUCUCGAGCAGGAUGUGACGUUGCUGAGAGACAAAGCUCUGAAUGUCAUUGUGAGCUUUGAACGGACCAAUCAGGAUGCAGAAAGCAUCAGAAAGAUUGCAGAGGAAGUCAAGAAGGAGCUGGACUCGGGGCUGAAGGAUAAGUAUGCCACAGUUGAGCAACUGAUUGGUGAGAAGGCAGGAGGUGUGAUCGACGCAAAGAAGAGGGCAGAGUCACUGCAGCAGGAAGCCAAAGAGCUGCUGCUAAAGGCCAGUGACAAACUGCAGCUGCUCAAAGAUCUGGAAAAGUCGUACGAAGACAACCAGCGCACUCUGGAGGUCAAGGCAGAGCAGCUGGUGGAGCUGGAGGUCGCUGUGAAGGAGCUGCUGCAGGAGAUCAGCCACAAGGUCACCGUCUACAGCACCUGCCUGUUCUAGGGUCAAAGGUCACCGUCUACAGCGCCUGUCUGUUCUAGGGUCAAAGGUCACUGUCUACAGCACAAUAAAGAAACAGGACACACCUUUUGUUUGUUGUGAACUUUGACCUGAAACAGUCAGGGAAGAAAAUAACCAAAAAUUAAAGGUUGGCAUUCCUAAAUGAAUUCUCAGGUCGAAUAAGGAAACUUUGACAAAGAUUUUGAAUGUUUAAUUUUUCGGCUGAUUUCUAAAUUGUUCAUGAACACACCAUCAAGAUUUAAAAAGUAAAAUUGUAUUGGUUCGUUUGUGAAAUGGAACUUGUUAAAAGUUGUCAUUUGAUUGGAGUAAUGAAAUAAUAAAUGUUUAAACCAUGUGACUGCAACUUUUUUUACUCUGUUUUUUAUUUCUGUGGACAAAAAUUUUAACCCAAAAUGAUUUUCAAUAAAAGCUUCCACUUAAAAA